Messenger RNA from Penicillium paradoxum, 2736 nucleotides. Its product is annotated as Rad4 family protein. The transcript has a single exon. Gene Ontology annotation, biological process: mismatch repair; nucleotide-excision repair. Lineage: Eukaryota; Fungi; Ascomycota; Eurotiomycetes; Eurotiales; Aspergillaceae. Gene Ontology annotation, cellular component: XPC complex; nucleotide-excision repair factor 2 complex; nucleus. Gene Ontology annotation, molecular function: single-stranded DNA binding; damaged DNA binding. The record is from RefSeq and is a predicted model, not a curated record. Bases 1 to 2736 code for a protein of 911 amino acids.
AUGCCACCGUUUCUCCCCCGCAAGCGAGUCUCCUCUGAGGACCCGCCCCCAGCCAAGCGCCAGGCCCGGCCCGCUAAUGCCCAAGCUCCAGCUCCAACUCCAGCGCCGGCCCCCUUCCACCUGUCCGACUCCGACUCCGAUUCCAACUCAUCCUUGAGCGACGCGCCUGACGGACUUCUGAACAAUGGCAGUACCACCAAGGCAUCUGAGGAAUCUGAGGAAGAUGAAGAGGAGGAUAUUGACUGGGAGGAUGCGAUCGACACGAAGACAAUUAGCGCCACGACGCCAAGUGUCGCAGCUCCAGAGCUACAAGAUCUAGAGUUGACUCUAGAUAAAAACGAGACCCACGUGUCAGAUCUUUUGGAUGGGAAGAAAGGGCCCAGCAAGAUAGAGCGCCAAAUUCGAAUCUCAACUCACUGUAUGCAUGUCCAGUGCUUGCUCUUUCAUAAUGCGAUUCGCAAUUCCUGGAGCAACGAUUCGAAGGUCCAUGAGAUCUUGCGCAAAAGGCUACCGGAUGGACUCCACAAAGAAGUCAAAAAAUGGCGCAUCGCAUCGGGUCUAGAACUCCCAGAGCCAAAACCAGAACCACCAAAGAAGAAGAAGGGCAAAAAAGCCCAGAAGAAUAAAGAUUGGAGUGCUGACUCUGAACGACUGGAACCAGGCCAGCCAGAUAUGAGCCGGGGCGAUCCAAUCAUCACCUUAAUCAAGGUGCUGGUCGCAUACUGGAGGAAGCAGUUUCAUAUCACGGCGCCAGGACUACGAAAGUAUGGAUACCGACCGGUAUCGGCUCUUGAAACUGCAAUCACUGAUUUUCGCGAACAAGAGCAUGAUCCAGAGAAUCAUGGUGAGCGCAUCGCUAACCUUGAUGAAUUUCGUGUGACUGCAGAGCGUAUGCAGGGUUCGCGAGACGUUGGAGCCCAACUUUUCACAGCUCUUAUUCGAGCUCUGGGAAUCGAAGCCAGGCUUGUGGCUAGUCUUCAGCCACUGGGCUUCGGUUGGACUAAAGCAGAGAACUACACAUCUACCAUACCCUCCAAGCCAGAAUUAGAUCGGAGGGAACCCACGAACGAACCAGAGUUGGAAGUAUCCGAGCCUGAGACCGAGGAAGCCGAAGACAAAGCACCGGCGAAAGAAAAGCGCAAACAAUUUGACAAGGAUCUGCCGUUUCCUAUCUAUUGGACUGAGAUUGCCUCGCCUAUCACAAAUGAGAUUAUAUCCGUCGAUCCGCUUGUGCUAUCUAAUCCAGUGGCACCAUUUGGCAAUACAGAUGUGCAAGGAAACUUCGAGCCACGAGGCGCAAAAGCAGACCGAGCCAAACAAGUCAUAUGUUACGUCGUUGCCCACUCGGCAGACGGCACCGCCAAAGAGGUCACGACCCGAUACCUUCGACGACGCACCUGGCCCGGCAAGACCAAGGGCUUCCGAAUGCCACUGGAAAAAGUCCCCGUAGGUCCACGGGGACACUACAUCGCAUUCGACUGGUUCGGGAUGGUAAUGCGCGGCUACCAACGAGCCCCCAAAAGUAAAACAGCAGUCGACGAACUCGAAGAAACCCGGGAUCUAAAACCAAACCAACCAGAGAAAAAGAAAACAACGACAACGACUGACACCCUCCAAAGUCUCCGGACCUCAACCGAGUUCGUCCUGGAACGCUUCCUCCGUCGCGAAGAAGCCCUCCGACCAGGCGCCGAGCCCGUCCGAACCUUCACAGCAGGCAAAGGCGCCCGCGCCAAAGAAGAACCCGUCUUCCGGCGCGCAGACGUACUGAAAUGCCUCUCCGCCGAAAGCUGGCACAAAGAAGGCCGCCAGACAAAACCAGGCGCCGUACCACUCAAGCGGGUGCCCAUCCGCGCCGUAACUCUGAUUCGCAAGCGCGAAGUUGAAGAGUUGCACCGCCAGACUGGCGAGAAACCCUUGCAGGGACUGUACGCGCGGGACCAGACAGAGUUCAUCAUCCCGCCGCCUAUCCAAGACGGGCGCAUCCCGAAAAAUGACUACGGCAACAUCGACUGUUUUGUGCCGAGUAUGAUCCCCGCUGGUGCAGCGCAUGUCCCGUUAUCCGGCACGGUGCGUAUCUGCAAGAAACUUGGAAUCGAUUAUGCGGAGGCAGUGACGGGAUUCGAGUUUGGGUCGAAGAUGGCUGUCCCGGUUAUUCAGGGUGUUGUCAUUGCUGCGGAACAUGAGUCGCUGCUUAGGGAUGCCUGGAGCAUUGAUGCUGCAGAGAAGCGCAAGAAAGAGGAGCUGAAAGCUGAGAAGAGGAUCUUACAGACUUGGCGGAAGUUUCUGUUCGGGUUGCGGAUUAUGGAGCGGGUGAGGGAUGAGUAUGGUGGUGGUGAUCCGGCUGCUGAUCGGGAACGGGAUUCGCAUAAUCCUUUCGCUAUGCAGAAGAAGAAACAAGAUGAAGACGUUGAUCUUGAUGAUGAAGAUGAGGAAAUGCAUGAUCGGGAGGAGUCUUACAAUGUUAUUGAUCAUGGUGGCGGGUUUCUUCUUCCUGGUCAGGAAGAUGAUGUGGAUGAUGGGUUGAUUGUUGAGCAUCAUGAUGAGCAGCAGAGCCACGCAGGGCCAUCUCAUACUCAUGCUGAUGAUGACGAACUAGUGGAAUCUGAAUCUCGGGCUGCAGCAUCUCCGCCCGUGUCUAUCUCCUCGGACUUGGCUGAUGAGCUGGAUGACGGCAAGGAUGAAGAGUCCGAGCCAGAAUACGCACCUCGUCCGACACGACGAACGCGAGGCCGUUGA